Messenger RNA from Durusdinium trenchii, 2225 nucleotides. NCBI's taxonomy places the organism in Eukaryota, Dinophyceae, Suessiales, Symbiodiniaceae. The record is from the annotation of a GenBank genome assembly.
GGUAAAUCAGCAUGAGGUUCGUAUCCUUCCUGUUUUGUCAACCUUUGAAGCUAUCUUAGCAGAUGGCUGGUCCGUUGGCAAAGAUCGGCUAGUCCCAGAGAUGAGAGUCGCUGGAGAAUGUAAGUCCUUGUCCAGCAGGCUCUCAAAUUGCAGUAAUGUAUUGCGCUCCAGUCAAUGAAUGGGGGCAAAUUCAGUGGCGAGCUGCAAUACCAAGGGAGCAUUAUGAAUGUGCGAUGUGCAUCGCUCAAAAAGAUACGAACAUUUUGAGUGCCUCCUUGCGCGUUUUUCAAGAGUUUUUCGUUGGUCUUUCCCCAAAGAUCCAUCUUCGACGAUGUAAUUCAUUGUAAUUCCAUCACAGGUUCAUGCCACUUCCAUCACUGCCACCCUUCCUUAUGCCACGUUUACAACACUUGUGACCUUCUGAAGCUGCGAAAAGGGCCUCCAUUCGCAAAAACGCCUGUCAGAGUGAUUGUCUCAUCUCGUUUCAACUCUAGACAUGGGCAUUUUGUUUGCGGCCCGAGAGGCAGAAUGGAAACCGUUUCUCCAUUUUGCACUAUCUCGAUUUUGUGCUUUUAAUUUUACAUAUUCCAUCCUUUUUGUUUGAGUUAACCAACCAAACCGCCACCAGAUCCUUUUGGUGGUUCCCUCAAUUCCCAAGCUAUGCUGCUGGUGUCCAUUGCCUUGAGCUUGGUGGCCAAUUGGGUGGCCUCUGAGAACAUCACCGGCCUCACUGGAGAGGUGGCAUGCGGCCAUGUCACCCGGCCUCUCCAAUACCCGCGGGAGCCGGUUGCUCCGGACGACCCGGACGACCCCGGAGGGCGGGGUGUGGAAGGAAGUGAGGGCCUGGUCCGCAAGCUUCCAAGACGGAUGGUUUCGAUGUGCGACGGCAUGUUGAGGAUGGUUUUAUAUAUAUAUAUAAGGAACUCCCAAAAGAUCAUUUGACCAGGUGGGAUGCCAAAGUUUGUGGCUACUUGUUUCGGGUCCAUGAAGAGAAUGGCGGCAACACCUGAAGAUGCAAUGAACCUGUGGACCUCAAUGGAUGGAACUCUGAGGCCUUUCCUGCGAUCCUCCUCGAUCCUUUGGGCGCUUCUGUUUGCUUGAUGGUCUUAGGGAUCUUGUUGAGUCCUUUCGUGGGCACAUUUGAGACGAUGUCUGAUGUGAUGAUCCAUCGCUUCGGACCUGUUGUGGGCGGCCUGGCUUCAGCUUUAUCGCUGACUGGCUCCAUGCUGUGGGCAGGAGCCCAGUACAAAGCAAUUCUGAGCCUCGCUGCCAGUCUCAACCUCUUUCCGAGUGAAUUUCUGGAAGCCUCAGUUGCACUUGGGCUUUUGCUUUGGUUUGUGGCUGGUGGACUCAUGGCGGACAUUUGGCUGGACGCGCUGUCCAUGUUGAUCGUAGCUCCCACGAUGAUCCUGUUGGCAUACGUGGCCGUGAAUGAAACUCCACAUGCUGCUUGGGAAGCCGAACAGGUCCACGUCUGGUCUGUUGCGCCAUCACUGGCGGCCAACAAGUUUGCGGUGGGCCUUUUUGGGAAUCUCUUCACUGAAGAGCUCGCAGGUCGCAUACUUUCUGCUCGAUCUCCUGGACAGGCGAAGGUCGCUUGCAUCAUCGCAGCCUUGCUCUUUGGAAGCAUCGGCUUGUCACCUGCAGUGCUUGGGAUUUGGGCAAAGUCCAUGCUGAAGCACGCUGAGAUGGAUCUGUGUGAAUCACAAGAUGAGAUCAUCGGGAUGACAGUGAAGCAGUUGCUGCCUGGUCAAUUCCAUGGCCGAGAUCAUCUUUUGGUUGCAAUUCUGAUCUUGGAAUCCUUGAAUACUGUCGACACAAGCAUCCUCAUGUGUGCAAAGGUCAUGACGAAUCAAGCACAGCGAUUCCGCUUCACGCUGCAAAUUCCAGGGGCAGAUACUGCAUCGAUUGUACUGGCCCUUGGUAUAGUUAUUGGUGUGUCCAGAUUUGGUGAGAACGUGUGGGAGCUUGCAGAAUGGGCGACUGCGGCUGUUGGUGUACCCUUGGCCUUGCUUUGCCUUUUGAUCCCAUUCCAAGCCACGGAUCGAUGGACUGCUGGGCUCAGCGCUUUUGUAGCACAGGGAGGUUUUUUGCUGCUCAUCUCGCAGAACGUCGAGAUGCCAUUUGUUUGGGCUCUUUUGAUGGGAAUGAUUUCCUAUGGAAUUAUAAGGAUGAAAUCCUGAAAAUUUAGUAAUUUUUCAGGCAUAAAUGACAUGAUAAGCCAA